Messenger RNA from Nematocida ausubeli, 1311 nucleotides. RefSeq lists its product as uncharacterized. NCBI's taxonomy places the organism in Eukaryota, Fungi, Microsporidia. Gene Ontology annotation, cellular component: Ndc80 complex; kinetochore. Gene Ontology annotation, biological process: attachment of mitotic spindle microtubules to kinetochore; kinetochore organization; meiotic chromosome segregation. The coding region runs from base 1 to 1311 and encodes 436 amino acids. Gene Ontology annotation, molecular function: protein-containing complex binding. The record is from RefSeq and is a predicted model, not a curated record. The transcript has a single exon.
AUGAAAAAUUUCAUUAUAAAAAUGAAAGUACAAGCACCAACAUACACGAUGCCAAAUAUGCCUGUCAAAGAUAUAGUGGAAUGUCUGUCAGAGAGUGGAUUUAAUAUCUUGGCUGCAGAUAUAACACACCCAAAUACAGCUUAUAUAACCCGAUUAUAUGAAGGAAUUCUAGGGAUAUUCCUGGAGCACAGGAUACCAGAGAACUUAGAUGAAUCUACUUCUCUGAUUCUUGUAUACAUUCAUAUGAAGAAGUUUGUGGAGAGGAUAGGGAUGGGAACCUUCUUUCUAAUGGACAUAAUUAAGCCAGAGGCAGGCAGAACUGUAAAGAUACUCAGUGGGAUAGUUAAUUUCGCACUUUUCAAGGAGAGCAAGAGACACCUUCUUACAAAUAUAUACAGGAAGAGGGAAGAAAUUGAAAUGAUCAUUGAAGAGACAGAGAGGCACAUAGAGAAAAGUGAGCAGGUUCUCUCACAGAAAAGAGAAGAAAAGGGUCAGUCACUCAGGCAGAUAAAGAGUAUUCUGAAGGACAUAGCAGAGAAAGAGGCAGAAAUCAUAAAUUACCACAGGAUACAGCAAGCAAUGGCAAUAGAAACAGAAGAAAUCUCAAAGGAACAGCAGAAAUUAAAUGAGUCCAUCAGCAUGGAGAAGUGUGAAAUAAUGAAUAUCUCGCAGGAAAUCACAAAACUCCAAGCAAAAAUAGUCAAGAACCCAGAACAACUCAAAGAAUUACUGAUUGCCAUGAAGAGUCAACUGUCAGAUGAAGCAGAAAUAUUAAAGGAAUACGAGAAGAGAAUUUCAAUGUUGCACAAUACAAUAAAUAUGUUUCAGAAGGUGACAGAAGACUUAAAGUCCCUGAUGUGUGUUGUCUCUUUGGUUGGGGAGUACAGCAGGAAAUACUCAGAGACAGAACUGCAACUGAAGAGACUCCAGAAUGAAAAUGGUUCACUGGAGGUGGAAAAUAAGUCAAAACAUGCGAAAAAGCUCUUAUUGGAGAAGAAGAUAGGAUACAUUGUGGAGAAGAUGGCCAGCCUAACAGCAGAAGAUGCAGUCAGAAUGGAUGGAUUAAGGAAAGAAUUUGAAGCCCUCAGGGAGAAACACGUGAAAAUAUCCGAGCAAAGAGAACACGCACAGCAACUGAUUCAGCAAAAUAAUGAAGAGAUAAAGAAUCUUGAGAAGGAAAUUAUCGAGCUAGAGUCAGCACAUCAGUCCAGGCUGUCUUCCAUAUACAAUGGUCUUGUGCAGCAGAAGAACUUUCUCUCCGGGUACGGGGAAGAUAUUCAGAAGGUCUUCAGUGGAGAAUACGUUCUGUAG